AUGGCCACACGAAAUGAUUCGCGAUAUUCAUCAGAAAUGAAUUAUAAUUCAGAUUCUUAUAAUAAUACAAAACAACCUACUGAUGGUUAUCAAUACAAUCCAUGGGAUUUUGAAAAUCCUUGGGCACAUGGAUUUUAUAAUUGUACAGACAAUUGUGAUGAAACAUGUUAUAGUAUAUGGUGUUUUCCUUGUUUUGUAUGUCAACUUGGUUGGCGUAUGAAUGAAUCAUGUUGGUUAACAUGCUGUCUACCUGGUCGUUUAGCUGUAUUACGAACAAAAAUGCGUACAGCAUUUCGAAUAAAUGGUACAUAUCUUUCUGAUUGUUUAGCUUCUGAAUGUUGUCCAUGUUGUACAGCAAUUCAAAUGGCUGGUGAAUUACGUUUUCGAAGAGUAAUGAGUUGA
Adineta steineri is the source of this 402-nucleotide messenger RNA. The record is from the annotation of a GenBank genome assembly. Lineage: Eukaryota; Metazoa; Rotifera; Eurotatoria; Adinetida; Adinetidae.